Cyprinus carpio (common carp) is the source of this 2323-nucleotide messenger RNA. Its product is annotated as neuropeptide Y receptor type 1-like. Gene Ontology annotation, biological process: G protein-coupled receptor signaling pathway. NCBI's taxonomy places the organism in Eukaryota, Metazoa, Chordata, Actinopteri, Cypriniformes, Cyprinidae. Gene Ontology annotation, cellular component: plasma membrane; neuron projection. The record is from RefSeq and is a predicted model, not a curated record. Gene Ontology annotation, molecular function: neuropeptide binding; neuropeptide Y receptor activity.
CGCGCCCAAUCUCUCCACUCGAUCGUCAUUAUUUAUGUUUUUCUGUGCGCGAUCGACCAACCACGCAAUUCCAUUCAAUCUUCCUCUGUAUGGCUGAUGUUAUUCUGUCAGUUAAGAUGCGAUUCGCGUUUUGGUUUCAGGUGAAAACGCGGUGGAAUAUAUAGGAUACAUAGGUUUUGCUAAUUUCUUAAUGGGUGAUAAAACAAACUUUACGCGCCCAGACGCGCGACACCGAGCGCAGCUGGUGGUCAAGAAGAAGUGGAUCAUUAGGUUAUGAGGAACGAAGCACCUGCAGGACUUUGACCUGUUUAUGAUACACUCAAUGAAAGCACUUAACUCAGGCUAAUAACGCGCAAUAAUUGAUCCUAAUGCUCUCAUCGAAACUGUCUCCCGUGGGAGCGAGAGCGAGGAGAUGCCUCACGCCUGAAUGUUCUCCUUGGGUGAGCUUAUCUUUCUCUUUGGGAUUUAAUGGCACAUAUCUGAUUGUUGAGAGGAGACAUUAAGAAAAAAAUAACAGUAUGCUGGUUUGGAACAACUUAAUGUGUCUUGUCAGAAUUACAAAAUCAUGGUCCUGGAAAGAAGUGUAUGAUCACCUGAUAUAAACCAACAACAACCAGAGGAGGCGGAACAAUGCCAGACUCCGCCCUCUCUCCACCCGUUCCACCAAUCACCACUCUGAACUGUUCCUUGGACGUAUCGAAUUGCUCUUUCGCUAACCUCUCUACAAUCGCAUAUGGCGAUGAGUGCUAUGGCAGCCACUCUUUGUUUGUUGUAAUGGCGGUUGCAUACAGUGCUGUGGUACUGUUGGGUGUCGUCGGCAACCUGGCUCUCAUCCUUGUCAUCACACGGCAACGGGAACUACACAAUGUCACAAAUGUCCUAAUUUCAAAUCUCUCUGUUUCGGACCUGCUGAUGUCCCUAGUGUGUCUGCCGUUCACCUUCAUCUACACCUUCAUGGACCACUGGGUGUUCGGCGCGGUCAUGUGCAAACUCAACAGCCUGGUCCAGUGCUGCUCCGUCUCGGUGUCCAUCUUCUCCUUGGUUCUGAUCGCCAUUGAAAGGCACCAGCUCAUCCUACACCCUCGCGGAUGGAGGCCCAGCCUGAACCACGCCUGCCUGGGCAUCAGCCUCACCUGGGCCCUGGCCGCCCUCACUGCUACACCCUUUCUGCUGUUCUCCAGGGUGACAGACGCCCCGCUGAAGCAGCUGCCCUCGGUGUUUCAGGAGCAGUACAGGGGAAAGGUGGUGUGUGUGGAAGAGUGGCCCUCCAGAGAAAUCAAGCUCACCUACACCACUGGGAUGCUGGUGCUGCAGUACAUCACUCCUCUCACCUUCAUCUUCAUCUGUUACCUGAAGAUCUACACUCGUCUGCAGCGGCGUAAUAACAUGAUGGAUAGAAUACGUGAAAACAAACACCGUAGCAGUGAGACUAAACGGAUAAACAUCAUGCUCUUUUCCAUUGUCGUGGCAUUUGCGGUUUGCUGGCUCCCGUUGAACGUCUUUAACGCCGUCAUCGACUGGAACCAUGAAGUGGCUAUGAACUGUACCCACAAUCUCCUGUUCUCGCUGUGUCACUUGACUGCGAUGUGCUCGGUCUGCAUAAACCCCGUGUUCUACGGCUUCCUAAACCACAACUUCCAGCGGGACCUCCGGGCUUUCCGACUCUGCAAGAUUGUGUCAGUACGGGAAAAUGAAUAUGACAUGGUUGCCAUGUCCACUAUUCACACGGACGUGUCCAAGGUGUCACUGAAAAAUAGUAGCAUAGAUUUCUAGUGACAGUGACACUCGUGUCUGUUUUGAAAAAUGCAUCUCUUUAGAUUUAGUGUGCAUUUACAGUGAAAGUGAAUGUUAGUAAACAUAACGAUUGCUGUCUUAUGCUUCGAGAAAGCAACUAUUUUUCAAGCUGUGUAUUAAAGUGUAAUCGUAACAUUGUACAUACAAAAUCAAGAGAGGAUGCUGAAUAGCUUUCUUCCAAUGUCCCGCAUCAGCGAGGGCUCAUUGGGACCAAGUGAAAAUCUGAAGACAUUGUACACGAAUCGUAUGAUGUUCAGAUGAGUGGACUGAGCUUUGAUCACUAAGAGGAAAUCUUCCCACUGCGUGUUUGACUUGGAGUGAAGAAAGAAGGAAAGAUAAUUAAUGCAAAGCCCAAGAGGUCACAAAUUCAAAGAUGUAAAUAAUGAAUGUCAGACUUUUAAGAGAGACACCGAACUGUUUCUGACCUGGAUUAAUUAUUUUUUUAUUUUUUAUUUUUUUUACUUCUGAGUGUUGAAACUAAAACUAAAUUGAUUUCCUUCUUAGUUAUUCCUUGACAAACCAAGCCUGC